AUGCCACCACCCGGGCUCCAUCCACGCGUCCUGCUCCUGCUCUGCUUCGUCUCCGGCGUAGCGGGCAACAUGUUCUCGUUCACCGAGGAGCCCUCUGACAGAGUGGAGAAGGCGGACGGCUACUGCAGUCGGAUAUUACGGGCUCAGGGCAAUCGGAAAGAGGAGAACAGCGAGUUUCGCCUGCGCGUCGAAGGAGACCCGGAGAGCUACCAGCCGGGGAGCACCUACGGAGUGACUGUGAGCGCAUCCAGCCCCUCCUACUUCAGAGGGUUCAUCCUCAUAGCCCUGAAGGAGGGCACAGUAGGAGACAGGGACGAGGACUACGUUGGAAAUUUCCAGAUAAUUGAUGAGGAGGAAACACAAUUCAUGACCAACUGCCCCCCUGCAGUGACGGAGAGCACUCCUCGCAGACGCACCAGCAUCCAGGUGUUUUGGACGGCUCCCUCGAGUGGCUCCGGCUGUGUCCUCCUCAAGGCCAGCAUUGUGCAGAAGAGGAUAAUCAACUUCCAGGAUGAAGGCUUACUUACCAAGCGGAUGUGUGUGAAAGAAUCCCAGUACGGAGAUUCCACAGAUAGACCUCUGCUCGACUGCUGUGCCUGCGGAACAGCAAAGUAUAGAGUCACCUUCUAUGGGAACUGGUCGGAGAAGAUUCAUCCCAAAGACUAUCCCCGUCGUGCCAAUCACUGGUCAUCUAUAAUCGGUUCGUCCCACUCUAAGAAUUAUGUGCUGUGGGAGUACGGUGGCCUUUCCAGUGGUGGAGUUAAGCAGAUAGCUGAGCUGGGCUCCCCUGUCAAAAUGGAGGAGGAGAUCAGACAGAAGGGUGAUGAUGUCCUGACAGUCAUUAAAAUGAAAGCACAGUGGCCGGCCUGGCAACCAUUAAAUAUACGGGCCGCUCCUUCAGCUGAAUUCUCAGUGGACCGGACCCGUCACCUCAUGUCCUUCCUGACCAUGCUGGGGCCCAGUCCGGACUGGAAUGUGGGUCUGUCUGCUGAGGACCUGUGCACCAAGGAGUGUGGCUGGUCCCAGAAGGUGGUCCAAGACCUGAUCCCCUGGGAUGCAGGCACUGACAGCGGGGUGACAUAUGAGUCUCCCAACAAGCUCACUGUGCCUCCGAAUAAGAUCCGUCCUCUGACCAGUCUGGAUCAUCCACAGAGCCCGUUUUAUGAUCCUGAGGGGGGCGCUAUCACUCCUGUGGCCAGGGUGGUGGUGGAACGCAUUGCAAGAAAGGGUGAACAGUGCAACAUUGUGCCGGACAAUGUGGACGACAUUGUAGCAGAUAUUGCCCAGGAGGAGAAAGAUGAAGAUGAUACCCCUGAGACGUGCAUCUACUCCAACUGGUCUCCAUGGUCUGCCUGCAGCUCGGCUACUUGUGAAAAGGGCAAGCGGAUGAGGCAGAGGAUGCUGAAGGCCCAGUUGGACCUCAGUGUUUCCUGCCCACAAACUCAGGAUUUUGAGCCUUGCAUGGGUCCUGGAUGCAGUGAUGAGGAUUCUUCCACCUGUAUGAUGUCCGAGUGGCUCAGCUGGUCCCCGUGCAGCUUGUCCUGCGGAAUGGGCACACAUUCCAGGGAGCGUUACGUCAAACAGUUUCCUGAUGACGGCUCACUCUGCACGCUGCCCACAGACGAAACUGACAACUGCGUGGUCAAUGAGGAAUGCUCUCCCAGCAGUUGCCUGGUUACAGAGUGGGGCGAGUGGGACAUUUGCAGUGCCACUUGUGGUCUCGGCAAGAAGAGGAGAGAGCGCAGGGUGAAGAUGCCUCCUCAAGAUGAUUCCAUUUGUGGGGCAGAGGUGCUCGAAGUGGAGAACUGCAUGAUGCCAGAAUGUCACACAAUCCCCUGCAUGCUGACUCCAUGGUCUGACUGGAGCGACUGCAGUGUGACGUGUGGCAAGGGGCUGAGGACGAGGCUCCGCGUGCUCAAGUCCCCAGUGGAACUGGGGGAGUGCACGGAGGAUUUAGAACAGGUGGAAAAGUGCAUGCUGCCAGAGUGUCCCAUAGACUGCGUCAUGUCGGAGUGGACCGACUGGUCCGAGUGCAACAAGUCCUGUGGGAAGGGUCAUACCAUCCGCACACGCAUCUUGAAGCUGGAGCCACAGUUUGGAGGAGACUCGUGUCAGGAAACUAUCCAGAGGAAGAAGUGUAAGAUCAGGAAGUGCAGCCGAGGACAAGCCAACAGCGACGAGAAGAAACAGCGCAAGGAACAGCGUGAGAAGAGGAGGAGCAAACAGGGCAGAGUGGAGACCACCUCUGAUCAUCCAGGUUGUAAAAUGAGGCCGUGGUCGAGUUGGACAGAAUGCACCAAGCUGUGCGGCGGCGGUAUUCAGGAGCGGCUCAUGACAGUGAAGCAGAGGUUUAAGACGGCCCAGCUGUCCAGCUGCAAGGACAGGAAGGAGAUCAGGGCUUGUAACGUGCACCCCUGCUAG
Limanda limanda (common dab) is the source of this 2421-nucleotide messenger RNA. It is a transcript of the gene spon1a, whose product is annotated as spondin 1a. Gene Ontology annotation, cellular component: extracellular matrix. The transcript is spliced from 16 exons. The record is from RefSeq and is a predicted model, not a curated record. NCBI's taxonomy places the organism in Eukaryota, Metazoa, Chordata, Actinopteri, Pleuronectiformes, Pleuronectidae. The coding region runs from base 1 to 2421 and encodes 806 amino acids. Gene Ontology annotation, biological process: cell adhesion.